Colossoma macropomum (tambaqui) is the source of this 1697-nucleotide messenger RNA. It is a transcript of the gene fibpa, whose product is annotated as fibroblast growth factor (acidic) intracellular binding protein a. Bases 349 to 1422 code for a protein of 357 amino acids. Gene Ontology annotation, molecular function: fibroblast growth factor binding. The transcript is spliced from 11 exons. Gene Ontology annotation, cellular component: nucleus. Gene Ontology annotation, biological process: platelet aggregation. The record is from RefSeq and is a predicted model, not a curated record. Lineage: Eukaryota; Metazoa; Chordata; Actinopteri; Characiformes; Serrasalmidae.
CUUCGAUGUGACGUUUAACUACGGCGCGCUGGUUGUUAACAGAGCCGGAAGUGCUCAGUCACGUUUAACAACAACUGCUAGGAGAGUUUGUUGUUGAGUUUUGUGCUUGUGAGAUGAAUUUAUAUGUCAUGCUGAGUGUGUUAAAUGUAAUAUUACCAAUGGACCGUUUAUUGGUCAUUCGCUAGCGUUGUACUCAGUGCCUCUCCAACGCUAUCUGGUGCUGCUAGCAGACUAGCUAACCACGGACUAAUGGCAGAGAGAGUAUAGUAACAACACGCCUCUCUGUAUGUUUCAAAAAUAGUCAUACAAACAAAUUCAUAUGUUCGUUUUGACAAAUCUGAAGUCAAAAUGUCAGUGGAGCUUGACGUGUUUGUGGGAAACACCACCAUCAUGGACAAGGAGGUAUACCAGCUAUGGCUGAAUGGAUAUACAGUGAAUGAUGCCGUAAAAGUGCGGAUCGAGGGAGGCGUGAUGGAGGAGUGUGAGGCCAGUGCUGAAGUCCUUCUCAGUGACACUAUGGACCAGUUCCGAACCUUCCAGAUGUGUGAGAGGCUUCUGCAAAAUCCAGCCAAACUAGCUAACCAGCUUCUCUUCCAGAUUCCACCAGAUCGACAAGCCAUGCUGAUUGAGAGAUAUUAUGCUUUUGAUGAUGAUGUUGUUCGUGAAGUCCUUGGAAAGAAACUCUCCAAAGGGACAAAAAAAGAUCUGGAUGAUGUUAGUGCAAAGACUGGCAUUACACUGAAGAGCUGCAGACGACAGUUUGACAAUUUCAAGCGAGUAUUCAAAGUGGUGGAAGAGCUCAAGGGCCCCCUGGUGGAAAACAUAAAGCAACACUUUCUGCUCCCUGACCAGCUAGCAAGGGAUUAUGCUGCCAUUGUGUUCUUUGCCAACAAUCGCUUCGAGACAGGGAAGAAGAAGCUUCAGUAUCUCACCUUUCAGGACUUCGCCUUUUGUGCCGGGCAGCUGAUCAACAAUUGGACUGUUGGAGCUGUUGAUAACAUGGUGGAAGACAUGGACGUGGAUCUAGACAAAGAGUUUCUUCAAGACCUCAAAGAUCUCAAAAUUUUAAUUACAGACAAGGAUCUUUUGGACCAGCACAAAAGUCUAGUAUGUGUCGCUCUGCGGGGAAAGACCAAAGUCUUCAAUGAGAUGGAAGCCAAUUUUAAGAAUCUCUCCCGAGGCCUUGUCAAUAUUGCUGCCAAAUUAACAAACACAAAGGAUGUCCGUGAUUUCUUCAUCGAUCUUGUAGAAAAGUUUAUUGAGCCUUGCAAGUCAGACAAAUGGACCGCUACAGAUGUUAACCUCUACCUCACCCACUACACAAACUCAGCACACAUAUUGGAUACUUUCAAGCACCAGACUGUCUGGACUAGGUAUAUGGGAGUUAUCAAAAGCUGCAUCCUCAGAAUGUAUCACGAGUGAAGAAUAGCAUUUUUCCAUUCUUUUUUUUGCUGUUCUUCUCCCUUAAUCAAAACUGCUUUGGAUUCAGCCCAGCCUGCUCACCUUUUGGCCCUAUCUUUAUUUAAAUCCCCUGUUUAUCAUUUUCCUCCUUUAAUCCUUACCCAAAUAUCUCCCGCCAACAGCUGGCCAUCUCCAGGCCUCCCUCCCCCAUUCUCCUUUAUCCUCAGUUCAUUCUUUCACCCCUUGGCUGCUGUCAAUCCCAGGAUGAUUUGUAAAUAAACUGAGCAUGAUCUCUA